Messenger RNA from Geosmithia morbida, 1635 nucleotides. RefSeq lists its product as uncharacterized. Gene Ontology annotation, biological process: carbohydrate metabolic process. The coding region runs from base 1 to 1635 and encodes 544 amino acids. The record is from RefSeq and is a predicted model, not a curated record. The transcript has 3 exons. NCBI's taxonomy places the organism in Eukaryota, Fungi, Ascomycota, Sordariomycetes, Hypocreales, Bionectriaceae.
AUGGCGCUACGUCUUCUGCGCUUAGGACUGUUGGCUGCCAGCGUGGCGAACGCUCGUGCCGACGGCCAAGAACCUCUGGCCGGCGACCUGGACUAUGUGGAAGCAUGCCCAGAUUACAUGUCGUAUUCAACGCACUCACACAACCCACUGUCAGAAGGCAAGCUGCAGCUCCCUUUCCAACGGCCCGAGAGGCGAUGCCGAACGUUCCACUCGGACGAGAUUGAACGCGUCAUCAGCGACAUGACGGCGCGCAUACAAGACCCUGACCUGGCGCGACUGUUUGAGAACACGUUUCCGUCGACGACGGACACGACGGUGAAAUUCCACACGGCCGGCGGGACCAAGGAUGCCGGGUUCUUCCGCUUCGGCUCCUUCAAGGUGUUUGGCGACGACGGGGCGUGGCAGGGGCCGCAGUCGUUCGUCACCACGGGCGACAUCAUAGCCGAGUGGCUGCGUGACUCGGCCAACCAGCUGCGGCCGUACCAGGCGCUCGCGGGAAAGGACCCGGCCAUCUCCAAGCUCAUCCUGGGCGCCAUCAACACGCAGAGCGAAUACGUCAUCGAGAGCCCAUACUGCAACGCCUUCCAGCCGCCGCCCAUCAGCGACCUCCCCGUCUCCAACAACGGGCAGGACGACCGCGUCCAGCCCGCCUACGAGCCCAGCUCCGUCUUCGAGUGCAAGUACGAGCUCGACUCGCUCGCCCACUUCCUCGCCCUGACAAACGACUACUACGAGCAUUCGGCAUCCACCGACUUCCUCCACUCGCGCUGGUUCAAGGCCGUCGGCACCAUCGUCGAGGUCCUCAAGCAGCAGUCGGCACCCACCUUUGACCCCGUCAACGGCCACUUCCUGCAGAACCACUAUACCUUUCAGCGCACGACGGACCUCGGCACCGAGACCCUCAACCUCCACGGCAUCGGCAAUCCGCUCAACAGCGGGACCGGGCUGGUCCGCUCUGCUUUCCGUCCCAGCGACGACGCUACCAUACUGGGCUUCUUCAUCCCCGCCAAUGCCAUGAUGUCCGUCGAGCUUAGGCGCACCGCUGACAUGCUCAAGGCUGCCGGCAAGGCUGCCCUCGCCGACGAGCUGGCUGGCUGGAGCGACAGGAUCCGCAAGGGUGUCAUGGAGCACGGCGUCGUCUCCCACAAGAAGUAUGGUGACGUGUUUGCCUACGAGGUCGAUGGGUACGGCUCCUCCAUCAUGAUGGAUGAUGCCAACUACCCUUCGCUCCUGGCCCUGCCUGUCAUGGGCUUCUGCGAGAAAGACGACCCGAUCUACAAGAAUACGAGGAAGAUGAUUCUCGACCAGGGUGGUAACCCCUACUAUCUCCGUGGAAAGGAGUUCAGGGGUAUUGGGGGGCCGCACAUCGGACUCAAGAAUGCCUGGCCCAUGAGUCUUCUCAUCCAGGCCCAGACAUCAGACAGCGACGAGGAGAUUAAGGAGUGCCUCCGGCUCGUCCUCACCUCGUCCAAGCUCGGUCUCGUCCACGAGAGCGUAGACGUGAACAGGUCUGCGCAGUACACUAGGAGCUGGUUCGCUUGGGCCAACGGCGUCUUCGCCACCACCAUGCUGGACCUUGCCAAGAGGAAGCCUCACCUGAUCUUCGGAGAGGGGGCGGCGGCGUAUCACGUUUAA